AUGGCCUCAGCAUCGAUCUCAGACGCUUGGACGCCAAGCAGCUGGCGAACAAAGCCGAUCGCCCAAGAUGUGCUCUAUCCGGAUCAAGCAGAGCUGAACAGGGCUACGGAGAGAUUGAAGCAGUUGCCAGGUCUGGUGACCCCAUUCGAGAUCGAAAAGCUGAGGAAGCAGCUUGCAGAUGUAGCGGAUGGCAAGGUGGGCCAAGCUAUGAACCUUGUCUGCGCUUGCUCAGUAGAAAGUACGCUGACAUCCUCUUCACUCGUGACUGCGCGUUGUACAGGCCUUUUUGUUGCAGUCUGGCGAUUGCGCAGAGUUGUUCACAGACUGCGUGCCUUCAAAGAUCGAUGCCAAGGUGAAGCUCAGCUUGUUGAUGAGCUUGAUCCUGAUUUGGGGUGGCAGAUUACCCGUGGUGCGGGUCGGAAGGAUAGCAGGGCAGUAUGCCAAGCCGAGGAGUAAAGCCACAGAGGUUGUCAAGACUGAAGAUGGAGAGCAGGUAGAAGUGUUGACGUUCAGGCAAGUGUCACCAAGAGACAGUCAUCAGGACAUGGGUGUGCGUGCAAAUGCAUCCGAGGAACACUUGUUGACGCCCGUGCCUCAUUCUUGAUUCCCACAGAGGAGAUAAUGUAAAUGCGUUUCAAGCCUCUGCCUCUGCAAGGAGACCGGACCCCGAACGGCUACUGCAAUCCUAUUUUCAUUCUUGCGCUACACUCAAUCACAUCAGAGCAUCUCUCGGCAGUGGCAUUGCAGGUGCGCAGCACGAGCCUCGGCCAAUCAAAUUGGGCGGCUGAAGCUCAUCGCCUACACCUUGCAACCUUGCAGACCUACACGCUCCGCAGAGCUGGUCCUUGGCUCACGUCAGAUCGCCAGCGCUGCAACGUGAAUUUUCUAGCGUCAUAGAAUCGCUCGAAGAUGCGCUGCAUUUCAUGCAAGUCGUUGGCGCUGAUAGAAACGAGCGAAGCUUGGAAAGCGUAGAUUACUACACCAGGUGGGUGCUCCUCUCUCACGCCCAACGCCGAAGUAAAUGCGCUCGCUGAUUUCCUGUUCCAAACAAUCAUUAUGCCUAGUCACGAAGGGUUGAUGCUCGAGUACGAGGAAAGUCUGACGCGCGGUAUCGAGAGUUCUCGAAUGUCCAAAUCAAAAUCGCAGGCGCCGAACGAAUCCAAUCAUGCAUCGCACUACGCUCUCAGCGCGCACACCCUGUGGUUGGGCGACAGGACUCGUCAACUCGAUGGCGCUCAUGUGGAAUACUUCCGCGGCCUGAUCAACCCCAUCGGCAUCAAGGUUGGGCCAAGCAUGAAGCCGGGCGAAUUGGUGGCUUUGCUGGCCAAGGUGGACCCAUUUGCUGAAAAGGGGAGGUGUACAUUGAUCUGCAGAUUCGGAGCUGGCAAGGUGGGGGAAGGCUGAAUGCGUGCUUGUGAAGUCGCUUCUGCUGAUGCUGCAAUUUCUGCAUUGGCAGGCACCUUCCCUACUGCCGCCCCUUAUCCAAGCCGUCCGAUCAUCGCCGCACGCAAAUAGCGUCAUUUGGUGUAGCGACCCCAUGCAUGGCAACACUCGUUCUUCGCCUCUAGACCCUAGCAUCAAGACACGUCGCUUUGGCGACGUGGUGACGGAGCUCGUGGAGAGCUUGCAGGUGCAUGCGGUGGAGAGAAGCAGGCUAGCAGGCGUGCACCUAGAAUUAACAGGAGAGGUCAAUGCGAAGGGAGAGAGCGUGACAGAGUGCGUUGGUGGCAGCAUGGAGCUAUCGGAUGAAGACCUCAGUCGGCGGUACUUGGUGAGUAGAAUGUGCUGUUUUCAGGUGCGGGAUGCGAUGGGCUAAUACACUACUUCCCCACUUGUCGCCUCGACAAUCAAACAAGACCCAUUGCGACCCGCGUUUAAACUACGAGCAGUCCCUCGACGUCGCUUUCUUGCUUUCGCACUCGUUGCGCAGUCGCAGACUGGGCCGAUCUUCAUCUGCAAGCAGAUCGAGAACACGAGAAACGAGUCCGACCUCUUCACCUAUUCCGCCAAGCGAUAACGCGCAGAACAGGGUAUCGCACGGUGACAAGACGCAUCCCUCGCUUCUGCUGAACGAGGACGAAGAUUCGCUGCUCAAGGAGCUCGUCAGAGGCAUUUCGAAUCGGUCUUGA
Messenger RNA from Ceraceosorus bombacis, 2129 nucleotides. NCBI's taxonomy places the organism in Eukaryota, Fungi, Basidiomycota, Exobasidiomycetes, Ceraceosorales, Ceraceosoraceae. The record is from the annotation of a GenBank genome assembly.